Daphnia carinata is the source of this 2287-nucleotide messenger RNA. RefSeq lists its product as uncharacterized. The transcript is spliced from 4 exons. NCBI's taxonomy places the organism in Eukaryota, Metazoa, Arthropoda, Branchiopoda, Diplostraca, Daphniidae. Bases 1 to 2244 code for a protein of 747 amino acids. The record is from RefSeq and is a predicted model, not a curated record.
AUGGGUCGUGAAUCAAAAUAUAAUUUCGUACGAUUAUUGGACACUUUAGUUAAAUUGCCAAUGAAUUCGAGACAGCAAAUGGACCCACCAGGCCGGAGGCCGGAAAUCGAAACUUUGGAAGACCCUCCAUUGAAUUGGGGCCCAAAUCCGAGUGUGGACAGUUCGAUCGUCCCUUUGGAAGCGAAGUUGGAGACUCCGUUUUUCUUAAACUUUGGAAGACAAAGUACGGGAUGUACGUGUGAAGCAGCCAUCGUUAACAAUAUUGGAACAUGCGAAACCACUUGUCUCACAACGGAGACGCAAUGUGGCCAAAUCUGUACACGCACCACCGUUUAUUCUGGUUUAACUGAACUCGGGUUUGCACCGAAAGCGUAUCAGUUCUCACGGUUUGAUGAAAAAGCUUGUGAGAAGCUCGAAAUCGAUUGCAUCACGUCGUCUUUGUUAUCAAAAGCAAGCAGUUCGUAUGCAGUUGCAGGGACUGCAAGUGUCGCAGCCAAUAUCGCCCUAUCGGCCGGAAUAGCAGCCGGAAUUGCUGCGUUGGUAUUAGCUGCCAAAGGUAAAGAAAAUGGAGAUCAUUACGAUGACAUUGAAGAUGCCUACGAAACACAAGAGGAGUACUUACAAAGCUACGCAAGGCGAUUGGUCAAAAAAACCACUGAAGAAGGCGGGAGCGAAGAUGUAAAACAAUCGCUAUCAGAAGAAGCAAAUGUUCAAGGAUCUAUUGUUUCCUUAGAAAAUGAUUUGAAUGUACCGCAUUUCUUGCGUGUUGGUAGACAAGCUAGCUGCCAAUGUAACGCGUUAGGGAUAAUUUCAGGAUGCACAACUGAAUGUCUAUCGUAUUCACAGUUAUGUAAUGGGAAGGUUUGUACUGUGACUACCAGCGUAAUUUCUUAUCCGUUCAAUGGCAACAUCCGCGACUUUAUAGUGACUGAUUACAAAGAUUGUAACGCAGUCGCAAAUCUAUGUACUUUGUCGUCCGUGAUGUCCUCCUUAAUUUCCGCUGCGAACGCAAGAUCCAAUGCGAUUGCAUUGAAUGCAGGAAUUGCUGGAGUCUUAUCGGCUGGAUUGGCUGGUGGGAAUAUUGCAGCAGUGGCCAAUUCCGAUAGCCAACAAACUAAUAAUAACGUCGAUAAUCAACAAAUCAGUGAUAACAGUAACACUCAAGUACCACAGCCUGGCAAUCAAACCCCUACGAACGAUUUAACCUCACCAGUGCCCGGAUCGGAUUUUCCACAUGAUGGCAGUGGACCUAAUUCAAUUCAGUUUGAUGACGGAAAUAGCUAUCCACUUUUAUCUAGAGGUCCCUGCAAUGGCACGAAUUUCUGGGUCACAGUGAAUCCUGUUACCUUAAAGGGAGGAUGUACUCCAAAACUAUGUCAAGACAGACGUGUGUUUGUGGGUCGCACAGGACUUUGCCACGAUAUCAAUGAUCCUCUCGAAUGCCAAGGAGGCAGACGUCUCUAUUACACAGCAUAUGGAGAUCCCAUUUGUGAUUGUCCCAUUGGACAAUAUCCUUUUCCUAAUCCAAAAGACAAUUGUGUUGCACUAUUCUCCCGAGGUCCUUGCCCGGCUGAACAGGUGAUGACUAUAAGCCAAGGUGGACGAUUGUUCUGUACACCAGACGAGUGCCCAGUAAUCAACAGCGAAAACGAUUCACAGCAGCAGUGGGUGCCCAAUGACAGAGGCGGCUGUUUCGCCUUAGGAUCUACUGGACCAUGUUCAGCUUCUCAACUGCUGGGCUAUGACGUUUUUGAACGUCAGCUGGAGUGCGUCAACACCACGGAUCCAUUUUCACCCUAUUUUAUCCCAUCUCCCCAAGAAAGCGGGCUGAUCGAUAGAGCCCUGUUCGAUGCACGCUUGCAGCGCCAGUUUCACCCAGAAGAUAACGACCUUUAUUUUGGACUUAUUCAACAAGCUAAACGAGGCAUAAUUAAGAGCAGGAUCCAACGACAAGAUGUAAACACUGCAGGAAUAUUUGAAUUGCCAAGUUCUUUACCUGAUCCUCUUCUUCAACCUUGUCGGACUGGAGCUCGGCAGGGAGAAAAUUUCAAAUGCACCAAUCCUUUAAUAUCUGAUUCGUCGGGGGUGGGACAGAUCCUGCCUCCAGUCAAUCCCAAUUUUAGUUGCCCGGACAGCACAUUUUUGCAGGCAACUGGCCAAUGCAUCGAUGAUAGUCGUGCCACAAGCUGCGGGCCUUCGUUUCGGUUCAACGAAGCUACGGGACAAUGCCGAUCGGUUUUCUAGUUACCCAUCAGAAAUGUGGUGAGCCGAGUUGCUGCAGUAACAA